Molecule: messenger RNA, 1158 nt
Organism: Blepharisma stoltei
Lineage: Eukaryota; Ciliophora; Heterotrichea; Heterotrichida; Blepharismidae
Source: the annotation of a GenBank genome assembly
AUGUCUUUUAACGGACUCAGGUCAAGAUCGAGACCACUAGAAAAUAGGCAGCUGUCAACUUCCCCUCAUGAAGCAAAACUUAUACAAAUGAAAGAAAGAGCUGAAAGCAUCGUUUCUCGCAUUUCUAACACAAACCUUUUCUUACUCCAGCUCCGUCAGCGAACAAAGCCGUUGGAAAAAUCCACACUCUGAACAAAAUUUUUUUUAUUUUUAUGAAAAACAAUUUUGAUAUAUAAGUGAUAAUUAUUAUAUUGAAAUCAGUAGCUAAUUCUAGCUAAUUUUAAACAGCUUGCAUUUUAAAACAUAAAUUUAAAAAAAAAAUUUAACCCCUCUAUAAGCAAACAAAAUUUUUUUUGUUCGCUCACGGAGGGGAGUUAGCAAAUUCUGUAUUGUCCAAAAAUAAGCCAACCUCAAGUAAAUGCACAAGAAAUAGGCCAAGCAGCUCAAAAGAAAACAUUUCAGACAAUUAUUUUGAAAAUCCCAUUAAAACUCACGAAAUUAAUGAAGGCUACAAAUCCGUUGAUAAUUUUUUAAAAAACUUGGGUUUAGAAGAAUAUAUUUCUGUAUUCAAUGACAAUGAAAUUACGAUAGAAAAUUUACCAUUGCUGUCCAAAGAAGAUCUAAUAGACCUUAAUAUACCAAUUGGCCCAAGGAAUCGAAUUUUAAAUGCAUUAAAAAAUGAUACAGACUGUACACAGGCAAAAAUUAACAGUGGAAGACCUCCAACACCUCAAAGGCUUCAGUUAAAAGAUGAAGUCGAUAUUUUUAUUUCACAGAUUACUAACUGAUCUUCUAUGAUAAUAGUAAGCAGAUUUUAUUUUAAUUAAAAUUCAUUUUUUAUAUUAAUUUUUAAUAUAUUUUUCUAAAAAAUGGGCAGAAAAAAAUUUACACAAUAGGCUAAGUAAGCAAAAUGAGGGGAAAAAUAGGCCACCGUCAAGGAUGAGUUAUGAAAGUACAAUAGAUUCGACUCAGUCUAUGAAUUAUGAAUCAUUAGCUUCUUUGGUUAGAGAAAUGGGAGAAAAGCAAAAUAUGAUGCUGAGGGCGAUUGAGGAAAGCCAAAGGUCGAUUGCAAUCCUAGCACAAAGAGGACAAAUUCGUUUUGGGGAGAGAAAAGACCACUCAAGACGAAGCUCAGGAUCUUCUAGUAAUUUUUGUUAA